Molecule: messenger RNA, 1677 nt
Organism: Armigeres subalbatus
Lineage: Eukaryota; Metazoa; Arthropoda; Insecta; Diptera; Culicidae
Gene: wol
Product: dolichyl-phosphate beta-glucosyltransferase
Exons: 3
Coding region: 274-1257 (327 amino acids)
Cellular component (GO): endoplasmic reticulum membrane
Source: RefSeq, a predicted model, not a curated record
UUCUCUCAACUGUCGAUGUGUCCGGGCAGACGUUCCCAUGUUUUCAUUUUAACUUCUAAUCUGUUUGUGUACCCGGAACACAAUAUCCAGAUUGAAUACGUGUUUAAAGCUAGUGAAACUGGACAAAAAUACAAAUUUAUCAUUACUAAAAACUUUUGAAUUACCGAAAACACUAUUAGGUACUUAGAACAAAAGUUUGUUAACAAUCUGAGAAAAGUUUCAAUUGCCACGACGGUGGUGCGGAUUCUGCUAACCAGCGAAUCCACAAACACGAUGUCGGUUACGGAGUAUGUCCAGCUGGCACUAUUAUUCGGCUCCGGCUUCAUAUUUUUCCUAUUGAUUGUGGUAGGAAUCAUCCUAAAGGUAACAACCACACCUUUUCCGCACAUUGUCCGUCACAAAGAGGAGGAGCAUUUCUUAGACUCAGUCACGGAUGAAAAGAAACGCUUCCCUUCGCUUGAAGAUCAACCAACCUUAGAACUUAGCGUGAUUGUCCCUGCGUUCGAUGAAGAAAAACGACUACCGGUGAUGCUGGACGAAUGCCUUGAAUAUCUUGAAUCAAAAACCAAAUCGAAGAAAUCAUUUUCCUACGAGGUGAUUGUUGUCAGCGAUGGCAGCCGAGACAAAACCGUCGAAGUUGCACAAAAAUAUUCCGCAAAGUAUGGAUCUGAUAAGGUUCGGGUGAUGGCUCUGGUACAGAACCGUGGCAAAGGUGGAGCUGUUCGAAUGGGGAUGCUCAGUGCUCGGGGUCGAUUUCUUCUGUUUGCCGAUGCGGACGGGGCGACAAAGUUUCCCGAUUACGCCAAACUUGAGCAGAGUAUGGUGGAACUGUGCGGGAACGACCACACCAAAGAUGCCAUCGCCAUCGGUUCCCGCGCUCAUUUGGAGCAGGAGGCUACCGCUCAACGAACCCUCUUCCGGACGAUACUAAUGCAUGGGUUUCACUUUCUGGUAUGGGCAUUCGCCGUCAAACGAAUUCGCGACACGCAGUGUGGCUUCAAGCUGCUGACCAGGUCAUCCGCACGGAAGGUAUUCUCCGUGAUGCAUGUCGAGCGGUGGGCAUUCGACGUGGAGCUUCUCUUCAUUGCACAAACGUACAACAUUCCGAUUGACGAGAUUGCGGUUCGCUGGACCGAGAUCGAGGGGUCGAAGUUAACACCGUUCUGGUCGUGGCUACAGAUGGGGCGGGAUUUGAUUUUUAUCUGGUUCCGCUAUGCGAUCGGAGCGUGGCAGCUGCGGAAAGAACACGUAAACUGAAUGAUCUCAUUUUAUUCCCGAUUGGCUUUAGACCGAUGAAUGCUGCGAGUGGUUUUACUUAAAAUUGCAUUUAUCUUUUUUAAUAUAUGAAACUUGCAUCGAAAAAAAAACUCCCAACAAAUUUAUCCCGCACGAUUUUUAUUUUAUUGGUGAAAUCAAGAUAAAAAUCGUGUUGCAAUUAGGAUUGUUUUUAUCAUAAAGUGCAUUUAUCCCUAUCGUCGAGCAACAGUGCUCACUUCGUUUACACCAUUUGCGCUGUUUUCCGUUGGAUAGAAUUAGCGCACAUCAUGGUAUUCCUAUUGGAGAUGAUGCUUAUGAUAAAAGAACUACAUUAUUGGACAUAUAUUCUAAUUAUUAAAAUAACAAGAAUAAGUGUUGUAAGUGAAUAUUGAAGUACAGAACAGUGUUUAAACUGAAAAA